Cyprinus carpio (common carp) is the source of this 1953-nucleotide messenger RNA. It is a transcript of the gene tmx2a, whose product is annotated as thioredoxin-related transmembrane protein 2a. Gene Ontology annotation, molecular function: disulfide oxidoreductase activity. Gene Ontology annotation, cellular component: membrane-bounded organelle. Gene Ontology annotation, biological process: brain development. Lineage: Eukaryota; Metazoa; Chordata; Actinopteri; Cypriniformes; Cyprinidae. The record is from RefSeq and is a predicted model, not a curated record.
AUGGGUUUAAUUAGAGGACUGGUUUCCACUUUAUACUGCCUUCCAAAGCUUUAUAAAUGGUUUUAUCGGCCCUAUUAUUUGCUGUCGCUGCUGAUGAGCGUGGCGUUCCCGAUCGUCCGCAGCUGUCCAGGACUCUGCGAGCACUUACCGUCCCAGAGAGAUGACAGCAACUCCUGCGCCUUUGACUGGAGGGAGGUGGAGAUUUUAAUGUUUCUCAGUGCUAUUGUGAUGAUGAAGAACCGCAGAGCCAUAACACUGGAGCAGCACGUGGGGAAUAUAUUCCUCUUCAGUAAGGUGGCGAAUGUGGUGCUGUUCUUCCGGGUGGACCUGAGACUUGGCCUUCUCUACCUCACGCUGUGUGUGGUGUUCCUGAUCACAUGUAAACCACCGAUCUACAUGGGCCCCGAGUUCAUCAAAUACUUCAGCGACUCAACUAUAGAUGAAGAGCUGCGGAGGGACGGUCGUGUGAUAUGGAUUGUUGAGUUUUAUGCCAACUGGUCUCCAGAGUGUCAGACAUUUGCCCCCAUUUUUGCUGACCUGUCACUCAAGUAUGACUGCUUAGGCCUCAAAUUUGGAAAAGUGGACAUCGGACAGUAUGCGGCAGCUGCCGAGAGGUACAAGGUGAACCCCUCACCGCUCUGCAAGCAGCUGCCUUCUCUGUUGCUCCUGCAGGGCGGUCGAGAGCUUAUGCGCCGUCCUCUCGUGGACAAGUCGGGACGAGCCAUUGGGUGGAGCUUCACUGAGGAAAACAUCAUCCGAGAUUUCAACCUAAAUGAGAUAUUCCAGAGAUGUAAGAAAUUCAGCAAAGGAGAGAAGCCUGAGGAACUGAAGACGCUCCUGCAGGAGGCUCCUGAAGAAGAGCAGCCACAUGAUGAGGAUGAUGAGGAGGACGAGGAGGAGGAAGAGGAACCAGAGAGCAAGAAAGACAAAUAAGACACAGAACGGAAAGGAAUGCAGCAUUUAUGACUAUCCUGAACCCACACACGGUUCUGAAUAGUGCAUCACAUCAUCUACACAAAUGCCUCACAUGUGGAAACCUUUCCUCUUAACUCUGACUUUGAUUUUAGUUUACAAGAAACCUUGACGUCACAAACAGCUGUGUUUGCUUUCGUAUUCUGGCCGCUGGCUUUUCAUGAUAAAUGCAUUCAGUGUGUCUUACGCUUUAACCUCGGCCAUAUUCUGUACGUUCAUUCUCCACGCUGACAGGGACAAUCAGGUUUAAACUGCUUUAGUCUUUUACGCCGAGGGGGUCUGUGGUGCUGCUGCAGGGGGUUUGCCAAUUACUCUUUGAUCUCAAAAGAUCAGGCUUUAAAUGAAAACACACAGCAUCAAGCUGACUUCCCCGAAAGAUAAUAAGCGAAAUGUUUCACUCUCCCUGAUUACAGCAUGCCAGCAUCAUCAUAAAGUACGUAAAUGCAUGAAGAUGAGAUUUUAUUAUAGGCCUAGUUUUAAAUGCAAACAGGACAUCCUCGAUCGCUCUUAUAAUCCAAAUGAGUCUUUUAUGCUUUAUGCAUGUUGUGUUGCAUUUGCUCUUGAGGUUCAAAACUGAGUCAUUUGUGUUUGUUCAAGCAUUAGUUAAUAAAAUGACACAUUCUUAAAGGAAUAUACCAAAAAAAAAUCAUCAUUUACUGAUUUAGAUGAGCAGAACCUACUGAAAUCUGCUCAUUGUUAUGUCAGCAAUGCACAGAAACCUGAAUGAAUACUGUAUGAUUAACUGAGAGUCCUUUCCAGGUGCUUUUGUGGAUACAGACUUUCAAACAAAAAUGUCGUAGUGUCUUCGAUGUCUUGCAGGAUUGUGGAGGAGACUAUGAAGCCUGAGAACACAUGCUCAGGAAUAUGAAACAUACUCUCCGUGUGAGUUACAGAAAUUAUAUAUUAUAUUGUUUUUGCUCACAUAAACUUCCGGCUCAAUUAAAUCAAGAGUUGGAAUCCGUUUCAAGCGAGACAGCGGCA